This is a messenger RNA of Solanum dulcamara, 3039 nucleotides long. Its product is annotated as protein RDM16-like. Bases 120 to 2492 code for a protein of 790 amino acids. Gene Ontology annotation, biological process: mRNA splicing, via spliceosome. The record is from RefSeq and is a predicted model, not a curated record. Lineage: Eukaryota; Viridiplantae; Streptophyta; Magnoliopsida; Solanales; Solanaceae. The transcript has 6 exons. Gene Ontology annotation, cellular component: U4/U6 x U5 tri-snRNP complex.
UACGUUUGUGCCCUAAUCGUAUCCAAGAUCUCUUGCUGUCUCUCUCUUCUGCAGCGAACUACAAAGUAGAAAUAGGAACAAAACAAUAGGCUUUCCGAAAUCUCAGUGAAGGCCCCGACAUGGAUAGAGCUUCUGAGAAAGACAAAUCAAGUAGGGAUUACAGAGACAAACACCGUAGCUCCAAGGAUAAGCACUAUGAAGAUGAUCAUCGCCAUCAUCACCAUCGUUCGAAGCAUCGAUCCGAAGACGGCCACCACCGAUCUGAGAGAGAGGGGAGCCGAGAAAGAGCUCAUUAUCACGAUAGAAAGGAGGAAUCCGUGGAGAAAAAGCAUUCGCAUAAGAGGAAAGACCGAGCAGAAAGUGCGGAUAGAAGCAAUGCGGAUGACAAGAGAGCUAGAGUUUCUGACAACAAGAAGGAGAAGAGGAGGACUGAGGAUGAGAAUGGUAGGGAUAAGCAGAGAGUUGAUGAUGGAGAUUGGAGGGAUAAGGAUGAGGAGAGAAGAGAGAGGAGGAGGUUUGAGGAUAAAGCAAAGGAGGAGGAUGUGGAAGUUGAUGAAGAAAGGAGGAGAGGUGGAUUUGAAAUUACAACUUCCAAGAAAGAGACAAAGGAGGAGCCAACUGAUCAUGUCCAGGAUGAGGCUGUUGGUUCCAUUGCUAAGAUUCCUGGGAAAUCUAGUACAGAUGGGACAGCUUCUGGUGCUGGCAAGAGUGGGAGCUUAUCUCUUGAUGCUUUAGCAAAAGCGAAGAGAGCUUUACAAAUGCGAAAGGAGUUGGCUGAAAAGCUUAAGAAGAUACCUGCACUAAACAAGAAUAAGGGCCCCAACUUUACUAGAGAGGGACUUCCACAGGUGGGAGCCAAGGAGAGCCUUCAACCUUCAGCUAAUGCAGCGAUUUUUCCCACUCCAGUUGCAUCUUCUGAUGCAGGGGUAUUGCUAACACCUGGUUCAGCACCAAGCACAUCAAAUCCACCACCCAGUGGUUUGCCUCAUCUUGUGGGGCUCACAGCACAAAAGUAUGAAGCGGUAAAGCGUGCACAAGAGCUUGCUUCUAAGAUGGGAUUCCGACAGGACCCAGAAUUUGCUCCCCUCAUUAACAUGUUUCCAGGGCAAAUGCCACCAGAGGUUACCCUUCAGCCAAAGCCUGCAAAAGCCCCUGUUCUUCGAUUGGAUGCCCUAGGCAGGGAAAUCGAUGAGCAGGGAAAUAUUGUCAAUAUGCCUAAGCCAUCUAGCACCCUUAAGGUGAACAUCAAUAAAAAGAAACAAGAAGCAUUUCAAAUUCUCAAACCUGAACUUGAGGUUGAUCCUGAGAAAAAUCCCCAUUUUGAUCCAAGCAUGGGCAUUGACAAGAACAAAAUUUUGAGGCCCAAGAGGAUGACAUUUCAGUUUGUGGAGGAAGGCAAAUGGUCCAGAGAUGCAGAAAUAAUCAAGUUAAAGAGCCAAUUUGGUGAAGCAAGAGCCAAAGAGCUAAAGGCAAAGCAAGCACAGUUGACCAAGGCUAAAGCAGAGCCUGACAUAAAUCCGAAUCUCAUUGAGGUAUCGGAAAGGGUUAUCGCCAAGGAAAAACAGAAGGAACCUAUUCCUGAAGUUGAGUGGUGGGAUGCUCCUCUGUUACGAUCUGGUUCUUAUGGUGAUAUAGUUGAUGGUAAUGUAACUAAUGAGCAGUUGAAGAUUGAAAAGAUCACCAUAUAUGUUGAACACCCUCGCCCUAUUGAGCCUCCUGCUGAACCAGCUCCACCUCCUCCCCAACCGUUGAAACUAACCAAAAAGGAGCAAAAGAAACUUCGAACCCAGCGAAGAUUGGCCAGAGAGAAAGAAAGACAAGAAAUGAUACGACAAGGCCUGGUAGAACCACCAAAGCCGAAAGUUAAAAUGAGCAAUCUAAUGAAAGUUCUUGGCUCAGAAGCCACACAGGAUCCUACAAAGCUUGAAAUGGAGAUUAGAAGUGCUGCUGCUGAGCGUGAGCAGGCUCAUGUGGACAGGAAUAUUGCUCGUAAGCUUACUCCUGAUGAGCGUCGAGAGAAGAAAGAGAGGAAACUUUUUGAUGACUCAAAUAUCGCUCCAGAGAGUAUUGUUUCAGUAUAUAAAAUUAAUGACCUCUCCCACCCACAAACCCGCUUCAAGGUGGAUGUUAACGCUCAGGAGAAUCGUUUGACUGGGUGUGCAGUGAUCUCAGGAGGUAUUAGUGUUGUUGUUGUUGAAGGUGGGAAAAAAUCAAUCAAGCGAUAUGGGAAACUUAUGCUUAGGAGAAUUGAUUGGGCAGCUGCUGGUAAGAAAGAAGAUGAUGAAGGUGAAGGUGAAGGUGAAGGUGAAGAUGAAGAUAAGCCUCUCAACAAGUGUGUGUUGGUCUGGCAAGGUAGUGUUGCAAAAUCAAGCUUCCAUAGGUUUUUUGUUUUUGACUGCAGGACUGAAGCUGCUGCUCGUAAAGUUUUUGUUGAUGCUGGGGUUCCUCAUUACUGGAAUCUUGCUGUAAACUUUAAAGAUGACGAAUUUUAAUUAAUUUGAACGUCCUGCUGUCUCUGCUAAACCUGAUUUUCUAGUCUCAUGCUGUUCUAUUGCAAUUGGGGUGCUCUUAUUGUGGAAUGAUGUUGGAGGAGAAGAAAAGUGAAUACUUCAAGGACACUUGUAAUUUCAUGUUCUUAAAGGAGCACUUACUACUCUUAACCUGUGCUGUCCAAGGCAGGGAUGGUUGUGGAACCGUGAUCGGCGUCUUCCACUAUUUUGAGUAGAUUCUACUUGUUAUUAUGUACUCCAACUACUCGUAGUUCAAGAUACACCUUUCUUUUUUGAACAAUGUGUAACAACCACUUUUUUUCCGAGCUGAGCUAAUCUAGUGCACAACUCCAUCAGCAUCUGGUGACUACCAGGCGGUCGAUAAAGGGUGUUAGGUGUUAGUGUGCUUGAAGCUGAAUGUUUUCUAUAUAUGUCUGUCCUUUUCUUUGUUCCGAUGCAAUGAGUUGCUUCCUUUUGUUCGAUAUUACUUAUUAGAUGUAAUAACUGUUGGUACGUUUGUUUGUAUCAAUUGGCAAACAGUAGCUUUAAA